AUCUGGCUUCCGCCAGGAAGACAACCAGGAGACUGCCAACCUUGUGCACCUGCGCAGAUCGCUGCGUCUGUCUGUCACCAUGGCAGCAUGUGCAGGGGGCCCGGGAUCCUGGAGUGAAAAUAUACUGAAAUAUUUUCUGAGGAACAACCAGAUCACGGCAGAAGACGGCGCUGAGAUCCUCUGGUCCCACGCAGCCAACCACAAGUCUCAGAUGAACGAGGCGCUGAAGAGUGCUGCCCACAUGAUAGAGGCUGAUGUCCUUCUUCCUAGUGACGGAUCAGAGCAUGGCCAGCCAAUCAUGGCCCAUCCUCCUGAGACAAGCAGUGAUAACACUUUGCAGGAGUGGCUGGCUGAGGUUGUGAAGAGCAACAAGGGCAUCAAGUUGGAUUUCAAGAGUCUGGCAGCAGUCAGAGCGUCCAUGCUGUUCCUGGACAACAUGAAGCAGCACCUGCAGCGCCCCGUGUGGAUUAAUGCCGAUAUUCUUCCCGGGCCAAAUGGGAGCAGCAAAGUAGUGGAUGCCAAAGCCUUUCUAGACACCGUGACAUCCUUCUUCCCGGACGUGACCUUUUCCUUGGGUUGGACAACAGGAUGGCAUCCUGAGAAAGUCAAUGAAGGCUACAGUUGGUCGAUGGUGAAAGAGAUGGACUACAUAUGCAGCGAGCUAACCCAGCCGGUCACGUUCCCUGUCAGGGCAGCUUUAGUGAGGCAGUCGUGUCCUCAGUUGCUCUGGCUAUUGACAAAAUCAAACAGGUACAGCUUAACUGUUUGGACUGGAAAAGAUGACAUUUAUUCCACUGAGGAUUUACUUUACAUUCGAGACUACUUUAAUAAAACCCAAGUUUUCUAUGAUAUUUCAGAACCACAAAACCAUGAAUUUAAACAAGCCAUUGGAAUUCGAGGCCAUUCUCUAAGAAUAUAGUUCUUAAUUUUAUAUAUAUAUAUAUAUAUAUAUAUAUAUAUAUAUAUAAUUUCUUCUAAAUCAUGUUCUCUUUGGUUUCCUUUGCUUUUUGCUGCUUUGGUCUCAAUCAAUGGCUGUAUUAAUUGUAAUUAUUGACUUAUGCUAAAUGUAUCUAAUCAGAAAUGUUUAUUGUGUGUUUCCUCUGAUUUUAUAAUGUCUCAUGGCAGAACAUAUCUGUACUUUGCCAACUGUAAUAAAAUUGUUUAAAAAUUAUAGUAACAGUGUUCAAGCUGGGUAUGGUAGCAUGUGCUUAUAAAACCCCAGGACUUCUGGGACUAAAACAGGAAGAUCAAGAAUUCAAGACUAGCCUGGGCUAUAUUGUGAUGCCCUGUCUCAAAAGCAAAUGUUUUAUAACGUCUCUAUAAUCCUCACACAUUAAUUUUGUAAAAAGGUUUGAAUUAAUAAAUGAACUACUUUUUGAUGAA
This is a messenger RNA of Mus musculus (house mouse), 1383 nucleotides long. It is a transcript of the gene Fam151b, whose product is annotated as family with sequence similarity 151, member B. The record is from RefSeq and is marked validated. Lineage: Eukaryota; Metazoa; Chordata; Mammalia; Rodentia; Muridae. The coding region runs from base 80 to 919 and encodes 279 amino acids. The transcript is spliced from 6 exons.